Messenger RNA from Monoraphidium neglectum, 415 nucleotides. RefSeq lists its product as hypothetical. The transcript has 4 exons. The record is from RefSeq and is a predicted model, not a curated record. The annotation marks the transcript as partial. Lineage: Eukaryota; Viridiplantae; Chlorophyta; Chlorophyceae; Sphaeropleales; Selenastraceae.
AUGCCGGUGGUGCGAGCGAGCACCAGCAGCAGCGCCAGCAGCAGCAGUCGACCGGCAGCCUCGUACUCUUUCCAGGGCCAGCGCCUACCGCCGGCGCGCGCAGCCGCGCCCCCGAUGCCCGCCCCGACCGCGGCCGCCGCGACAUCGCAAAAGGGCACGGACCGGCGCGCGCAUGACCAGAUAGGCACACUGCUCGUCCAAUGCCCGGACGCCAAGGGCGUUGUUGCCAGCGUGGCCCAGCUUCUGUUCGGGUUCAACUCUGACCAGUUCACCGACGAGACCACCGCGGUGCCCCGCUUCUUCCAGCGCACCGAGUUCGACUUCUCGGAGAUAUCUGUGGGCGCGGCCAACCUGCCGGUGCUGGAGCGCGCCAUCGAUGACCUGGCGGCGCGGUACAACAUGGAGUACCGGAUAU